This is a messenger RNA of Ectocarpus sp. CCAP 1310/34, 774 nucleotides long. Lineage: Eukaryota; Phaeophyceae; Ectocarpales; Ectocarpaceae. The record is from the annotation of a GenBank genome assembly.
CUCGUGUCAGUUGCUAAUCCCAAAAUCUAGCAAAGACUCGGUCCGUGGUCACAAAAAUGCUAGAGUCAUCAGAAGAUCUAAAGAACACACACACUAUUAGCAAGAGAAGGGUACGCAAGCCCGAGGAGGUACACCUGCAAUCCCUGCAGCACGUUUGCAUGCUUACAACUGAACUACACGACCACAUACUACAAAUCGACUACAGCAGCAGCAUCACCCCCCUUGUCCCGCAUUAAACCAAAAUGAAUGUUUGUUGACUACAGCGUACUGCUGUCUGAAGUGCGGAUGUACAAAAAUAACACCAUGGUGCAUGGUACACAAGCUCGGGGCAUGCAGCUGCUGUCUGAAGUGCCGUCAGAAUGAGUCCCUGGACAUAAAAUGAAGAAGAAACAUGUCAAAACCCUUCCUCCGAUGUAGUGUCUCCAAGGACCAAAUCCUGAACAGCACGCACAUGCUAUCGGUGCGUCGGCUGUUGUCCAAGAGACUACAGAAAACAUAGAUAAUAAGCAAACAUCCAGUCAAACAGCCCCCUUGCUGUAACAUCUCCCGAAAUAUGCAAAUUCUGCGCCACCCUUCUCUCACUAGGUUUGGCGCAAGAAGACAACAAUAUCAGUACCAACAUCAAUACGAACAGCCCCCCAGCUGGAACAUUUCCCCGAAACAUACAUAUUAAUCUGCCUGCGCUUUCUUUCUCUCAUUUUCAACCAACAGAAGAUCUCAAAACAUCGUACACCAAAGCCAUUUUUGCAAUUGACAAUCAAAUCACCCGAAUCU